Molecule: messenger RNA, 857 nt
Organism: Phoenix dactylifera (date palm)
Lineage: Eukaryota; Viridiplantae; Streptophyta; Magnoliopsida; Arecales; Arecaceae
Source: RefSeq, a predicted model, not a curated record
UACCCUUUUCUAUGCUCUGAGGUUAUAAUUUAUAUGUCAAAACCUCUUCUACAUAUUCCACUUCUAAACAGCGUCAGCUUAGAUGACAUGCCUGCUUCUUCUAAGACUAAUCGAAUCACCCUUUCUAUAUAUAUAUAUAUAUAUAUAUAUAUAUUUGUGUUUGCUUGCAGUAAUGGCACGAUUCCAAGUCUCAUCUUGAUAACAGGAGGAAACCUUACCAAAGGCUUACAUGGUCCCGGUGUCAAAUCCACCCUCAUUCUUGGAGUUGCAGUUGUUCGCUAUAUUGCACUGCCCUUAUUUGGGGCAGCCAUAGUAAAGGGGGCAAUUCAUCUAGGUCUUGUGCACCCAGAUCCUUUAUAUCAGUUUAUUCUUCUGCUUCAGCAUGCUGUUCCACCUGCAAUGAACAUUGCUUCCAUGAUCCAAAUGUUUGAGGCUGGUGAAGGAGAACUAUCUGUUAUUUUUCUAUGGACAUAUGCUGUGGCUUCAGUGGCACUCACCCUCUGGUUGACACUCUUCUUGUGGCUUGUGUCAUGAUGGUCUUCUCUUAACCUUGGCAAGGGGUCUUCUCUUAACCAUACAACAUAUUCAGCAGGGAAUUCCAUAAGUUGACAUUUCUACAAUUUGCUGAUUGUGCUAUAACAGGAUGCGGCAUGGGAUGACCGUGGAAUUAAAGCAGACAGUUAUGACAAUCAGAGGAAUAAGAAAAAAGUUUCACCUACUGCUUGAUCUAAUGCACCCAGUUAAUUGACAUGUUUGUUUGGGAUUUGCAUUGGAGUAACCAAUACUUCUAUUUCCUAUACACAUUGUGACAAUUCAAAUAUUGAUUACUGGGAUAGUAAAGUGGAAUAUUCCUCCGA